AUGAAGCUUCUUCUCUUCACAUUUGUUGGUGCUCACCUUUUAGCCUUGAACUCUGGCAAAGCUAUAUACAGGAAUGACAACUCGCAGAGGACUUUCGAAGAAAUAAGAGAAGAAAUAGCCCGCUAUGGAGAUGUUGCUAAAGCGAUCAUAGACCUUGCUGUUUAUGGCAAAGCUCAGAACAGAUCCUAUGAGCGAUUGGCUCUGCUGGUUGAUACUGUUGGAUCCAGAUUAAGUGGCUCCAAGAGUCUAGAAAAAGCCAUUCAAAUCAUGUACCAAAACCUGAAGGAGGAUGGGCUGGAGAAUGUCCACCUGGAGCCAGUCAAAAUACCCCACUGGGAAAGGGGAGAAGAAUCCGCUGUGAUGCUGGAGCCAAGGAUGCAGAAGAUGGCUAUUUUGGGCCUUGGAAGCAGUAUUGGGACCCCUCCAGAAGGCAUUACAGCAGAAGUUCUGGUGGUGACCUCGUUCGAUGAACUGCAGAGAAGGGCCCCAGAAGCAAGAGGGAAGAUUGUUGUUUACAAUCAGCCUUAUGCCAACUACUCCACCACAGUGAAAUACCGAACCCAGGGGGCAGUGGAAGCUGCCAAAGUGGGGGCUUUGGCAUCCCUCAUUCGAUCGGUGGCUUCCUUCUCCAUUUACAGUCCUCACACAGGUAUUCAGGAAUACCAGGAUGGCGUGCCGCAGAUCCCAACCGCCUGCAUUACAGUGGAAGAUGCAGAAAUGAUGUCAAGAAUGGUUUCUCGUGGGAACAGAAUUGUCAUUCAGCUGAAGAUGGGGGCAAAGAACUAUCCAGAUGUUGACUCCUUCAACACUGUAGCAGAGAUCAUUGGUAGCAAGUAUCCAGAGCAGGUUGUCCUGGUCAGUGGACAUCUGGACAGCUGGGACGUUGGGCAGGGUGCCAUGGAUGAUGGUGGUGGAGCCUUUAUAUCAUGGGAAGCACUCUCCCUUAUUCAAGAUCUCGGGCUGCGUCCAAAGAGGACUCUACGAUUGGUGCUCUGGACCGCGGAGGAGCAGGGUGGAGUUGGUGCUCUCCAAUAUUACCAGUUACACAAGGCAAAUAUUUCCAACUACAGCCUGGUGAUGGAGUCUGAUGCAGGAACCUUCUUACCCUCUGGGCUGCAAUUCACUGGCAGCGACAAGGCCAGAGCCAUCAUGAAGGAGGUCAUGAGGCUGCUGCAGCCCAUCAAUGUCACACAGGUCUUCGGUGCUGGCGAAGGGACAGACAUUAACUUCUGGAUCCAAGCUGGAGUGCCUGGCGCCAGUCUACUUGACGACUUAUAUAAAUACUUCUCCUUCCAUCACUCCCACGGAGACACCAUGACCGCCAUGGACCCGAAGCAGAUGAACGUGGCUGCUGCUGUUUGGGCUGUGGUAUCUUACGUCGUGGCGGACAUGGAGGAAAUGCUGCCUAGGUCCUAG
Pipistrellus nathusii (Nathusius's pipistrelle) is the source of this 1416-nucleotide messenger RNA. Lineage: Eukaryota; Metazoa; Chordata; Mammalia; Chiroptera; Vespertilionidae. The record is from the annotation of a GenBank genome assembly.